Molecule: messenger RNA, 931 nt
Organism: Anopheles cruzii
Lineage: Eukaryota; Metazoa; Arthropoda; Insecta; Diptera; Culicidae
Product: metaxin-2
Exons: 3
Coding region: 75-866 (263 amino acids)
Biological process (GO): mitochondrion organization
Cellular component (GO): SAM complex
Source: RefSeq, a predicted model, not a curated record
UUCGCGGGCCUUUAUGUAAUUUGCGCUCGGGUUCAUUGAAUCGUCCUUAGCUUUUGUUUAUGGUGCGCUAGGGUAUGUCUGCAACGAUUGAAAACUUUCUGAAGAAAACCGCCACAGCAGACAUGCAGGAGUGGCCCCGGGAUGCCGUGCUGUACCAACCGUACGAGGAGGAACAGAUUCUGCUGGCCGAGAAUGCAAGCUGUCUGGCGGUGCGCACGUACUUCAAGAUGCUAAAGCUUCCGGUUGCACUCGAGCAGCGCGCCAAUGCCGAGUUCAUCUCACCCGGUGGCAAGCGCACCAAACUACCGGUACUACGGGUGGAGAACUUCAUCUACGCCGAAUUUGACCACAUCGUAACGUUUGUGGAGCAAAACUUUGGCAAAUCGAUGAGCGAAUUUCUGUCACAGGAUGACAAGGAUACGAUGCGAACGUCCAUCUGUUUGGCGGAACACAUUCUGACCAACGCCGAGCAUUACGUGAGCUGGUCGCUGAAAGAGGUUCGCGACACCGUGACAAAGCAGCGCAACGGGUGUGUGUACCCGUUUCCGCUCAACUACGUACAGAACUGGCGCAAAGAGAACGCCAUCCAGCGUCAGCUGAAGAGGACGGAAUUCCACGAUGCUGACCUGGCGAAGGUAGUGGACGUCGUUCACCAUUUGCUGACCGAUCUGAGCGGACGUUUAGGUGACAAAAAGUACUUUUUCGGCGAUCGCCCCACAGAACUGGAUGCCCUCGUGUUUGGCCAUCUGUACAGCAUCAUCACCAUGCCGCUACCGAACAGUGUGCUCGCAGAAAACGUUUCCCUUCACGACAAUCUAGUUCAGUUUUGCAAAAACAUCGAUCGCGCAUACUUCUCGGUGAAAUGAAGCAUCGUGAUCUACAGCGCCACCCGUUGAUCUUUGUGUUACAAAUUCUUAAGCUUGAAUAUUAA